Messenger RNA from Dermacentor albipictus, 1829 nucleotides. The record is from RefSeq and is a predicted model, not a curated record. Lineage: Eukaryota; Metazoa; Arthropoda; Arachnida; Ixodida; Ixodidae.
UUUCCUAGCAGUUCAUACUUUGCUUGGACGUCGGAUGGUCACUCAUGCUUUAAGGACUCUUUCCGCCGAACUCGGAACUUCACACUGAUCCCUUAAAUUCGGCGAGUGUGGGUACGCCUACUCACCGGCAUGAGGAUCAUAGACUUUGCUAGCGUCCUGCAGCUAGUGUGUUUGUUCCUACGCUGCCAGAGUGCUAAAUUGCCAAAAUAUCAAGCUAUUGUUUAUCCCGAGGUAUUUGAUGCACGUGACGAUGAAGACACUACAGUUCUCAGAAUCAAUGAUGAUAUAACUCUCAACCUAAAGCCAAGCUCUGUCCUACACCCGGAGUUCUUUUUGAGGACCUAUCGUCAAGGAGUUCCACAGCACACCUAUUUUAACGUUGAAGCUCUUGAGCAAAAUUUGUACGACGAUGAAAAACGUUUUGCAGCAGUCAUAAUGACAGAAGAAGACGGCGCUUUGCAAUUGAAAGGGGUCGUCGGUCCAAACUUGAAAAUUAUGCCUGCUGUUGGAAUAGAACGAUCAGAAAGCGGACAUCAUCCCCAUAUCCUUGAAAGUAUUCAUGACACCGACGAGGAUUAUGUUUAUGGUAAAGUUCCAGAGGAGAGGCUAAGCCAGCUUUCUGCCCGCUCCUUGCAGUUCGAUUCAAAGGCUUACAACCUCGAGAUGGUGUAUCCAGAAGUGUUUGUGGUUGUUGACUCCUUCUUUUAUGGACAAUUCUUAAACCGCGAAGACAUGCUAUACUACCUGAUGGUCGAAUUCAAAGUUGUGAACCUUCGUUAUAGGACAGUGUCGAACCCUAAAAUUCAGCUCGUCUAUCGCGGCAUUGAAAUCACUGACUAUAGACAAGAGGGCAAGUACUUCACUUAUAUAGGCGCGGGAAUAGAUGCCCUUAUAUCCCUGUACGCCAUCGUUGAAUUUGUGACAAAAAACAAUGAAACCUACGGAAUUUACGACCUGGUGUACUUCACAACAGGGAGAGAUAUGAUAGCCGUACAAGGAUCGAGACAGGAAAGCGUGCUUCAAGGCUUCGCGUUUGUGGCGGCUGCUUGCACCGACAAGCGUCAACAGCUUGGCGAGGACAGAGCGCACAGUUAUAUUGGCAUUCGCAUCAUGGCACAUGAAAUAGGGCAUACGUUGGGCUGCUCACACGACGGCACAAAUGUUGACGGCAUCAUUCGGUCAUUCAAGUCGGACUCCACGAAUUGCCCCUGGGAAGAUGGCUACAUUAUGAGCUACAUCGAACAGGACAGCAGAAGCUACCAAUUCUCUUCUUGUUGUAACUAUAUGAUGUCUUUAGUUUCAUGGUCAGUCGAAGCUUCCUGUUUGCGGAGCAAUGAGACAACCACGCUAAUAACAGAAGUAAAGAAGACAAUUUAUUUGCCCGGACAGAUGCUAGAUAAAAACAAGCAAUGCAAGAUGACAUAUCCAACAUUGAUAGACACGUAUUACAUGAAGAACCUGGGUGUCCAGCAGUGCGUGGCCCAGUGUUAUGUCAACGGCAGACAGUUUAAUGCCGCCAACUCUCACUGGCCGAUGCUUCUCAUCGAUGGCAGUGUGUGCGAUGAGGCGAACAAUAGGGUAUGUAUAAACGGGAGAUGCGUCAAUGCCAACCUUCCGAGAUAUAAACCCAACAAAGAGAAGACAAGGAAACCCAAGGAAGGCAAGACAAAGAAACCCAAGAAAGACGCGAAAAAGAAACUCAAAAAGAAAGAAGAUAACAAAACUAGCAUGUAACCUACGACAUGCAGCAAUACAACUAAACAGGCACCCUCUUAACCGAUUAAGACCCUGGAGAAUAACAUUGAUGCUGUUUAUUAAUAAACAAAGCA